ACUGCGCAGUUGCGCAGAGUGAAAUCAAAACAAACCAAUUGACAUUUAGGUGACACAAACAAAACCAUUUAAUUCUGUUGGCUAAAGAAACAUCUUAAAUGAGUCAUUUUGUUAGAUUUGCAUAAAAUUAUCUGUAAAAACAUAAAUAAAAUUUUUUAAACAAGCGCGUCCUUCAACCAAACAUGGGAUUAUUCGGCAAAACUCAUACCAAAGAUCCAAAAGAGCAGGUGCAAGAAUGGACGCACAAAAUUCGCAAGGAAAGCAACCAACUGGAUCGGCAGAUACGUAGUAUACAGCGUGAGGAGGAGAAAGUGAAGCGUUCCUUAAAGCAGGCGGCAACGAAAAAUGAUCGUGACACUUGUGUCAUUCUCGCAAAAGAAAUUGUACGCGCACGUAAAGCGAUAAAUCGUAUUUACACAUCUAAGGCGCACCUUAACUCCAUACAGCUACAAAUGAAAAACCAAUUGGCUACAUUACGCGUCGCCGGCUCGCUGCAAAAAUCCACUGAGGUAAUGCAAGCAAUGCAGAAUUUAGUACGUUAUCCGGAAUUAGCUGGCAUAAUGCGAGACAUGUCGAAAGAAAUGAUGAAGGCGGGUAUAAUUGAAGAAAUGCUCGACGAUACUAUGGAUUCGCUGGAAGAGUCUGAGGAGAUGGAGGAGGAGGCGGCCAAGGAAGUGGAUAAAGUAUUGUGGGAAAUUACGGAUGGUAAACUGGGUGAGGCACCUUUACCACCCGAAGGCAUUGCGGCAGAAAAACACGAAGUACCUGCUGCCGCAGUUACGGAAUCUGAAGAUGAGGCUGGAGAAGAAGAGGAAGAUUUACAGGAAAUGCAAAAUCGCUUAGCAUCGCUGCGUUCAUAAACGCCUGCAGUGCGUUGUUGAAAAAUGCUGACGUAAACAGCGAACGUAUGGAAAUUUACAGUAUUUACAGUAAUUAAAGUACAGUUUCUUGGCUACGACAGCUGCAAAAGUGAUCAUUUGCGUUUUUGACGUACAUUUCAUUUAAAACAAAUUCGCGCUUUUCAAUGUUUCAAAGCGAAAAAUAAAACAACUUUUACACCGGUAGCAAAAAUUGCAAACGAAAUUGGAAAACUAAAAAAAUUGGAGAUUUACGAGUUUUGUGGAUACAUACAAGUGACUCGCAACUCUUUAUAUUCUUUGGCAAUUCGAAUAAAUUAUAUUACAAUAAUUAUUUAUAGUAAAAUAUUUGCACACCAAGUGUACUUUCGCUGUUCGCUUCAGUUGACAUUUAACAUUGAAGGCUAAUCCAAUAAUUUAAGUGUUCGAUUUAAUAUUUAAUUAAAUGCAUAAAUAUUUAUGAAAUCAAUUACAUAACUUAAUGAUAUACUAACGAUUUUGUGAAUGAAAGAGUAUAGUGCUUUCAUGUGAAUGGUAAAAUUUAUUACUUAAAAUAUACAAGUUUUAUUUGUACAGUU
Messenger RNA from Zeugodacus cucurbitae (melon fly), 1435 nucleotides. RefSeq names its product charged multivesicular body protein 3 (gene Vps24). The record is from RefSeq and is a predicted model, not a curated record. Gene Ontology annotation, cellular component: ESCRT III complex; multivesicular body. The coding region runs from base 183 to 860 and encodes 225 amino acids. NCBI's taxonomy places the organism in Eukaryota, Metazoa, Arthropoda, Insecta, Diptera, Tephritidae. The transcript is spliced from 3 exons. Gene Ontology annotation, biological process: protein transport; endosome transport via multivesicular body sorting pathway; late endosome to vacuole transport.